AAAUAGCUAGCGUCACGCUUGGUAAUGGGGCGUGGUUCCGCAAAGUUGGUUGAGGAUGCUGUGUGAAAAAAAUGCACACAGCCUACGUCAGAAGGAAGACAUGCGGACGAAAAUAGCCCUGGCCAUUGCCGUGCUCCGCACGCGACCACCAGAGCUCUCCGUGCGAGAGUGCGUCGAAUCGCUACGUCAAGCGGUGGAGAAGAACGCCGACCCGUUCGCGGACGUGGCAGCCGUGCUGGCCGAACAGCGGGCUCUGUUCGAGCGCGACAGUCCGGCGCCGGGCGAGGCCGCAGGAGACGGCGGCGGCUCACCAGUCGAGGAGCCCGGCUGCCGGUCGCUGCUGUACCUACAGGCGGUGAGCCGGCUGCAGAGGACGCUGGGUGGCAGCGGCGACGCCGAGGAGUCGGCGCCGGAGCUGGAUGCCGCGGUGGACACGGUGCUGCGCCAUGUGUCGGAGGCGGCGUGCGACGCGGCGCCCGUCUGGCUGUCGCUGCACCACGGCCUGGAGCUGGCGGCACGGCUGCUGGCGUGGGCCGCCGGCGGUCUCGGACACGGGUCGGUCGUUAGGCUCGCUCUGCAGUCGGCCGUGUCGCACGACAGCGCCUGGCUCGGACGACGGCCGCCGCUCUGA
This is a messenger RNA of Pollicipes pollicipes, 631 nucleotides long. RefSeq lists its product as uncharacterized. The transcript is spliced from 3 exons. NCBI's taxonomy places the organism in Eukaryota, Metazoa, Arthropoda, Thecostraca, Pollicipedomorpha, Pollicipedidae. Bases 56 to 631 code for a protein of 191 amino acids. The record is from RefSeq and is a predicted model, not a curated record.